Messenger RNA from Musca vetustissima, 558 nucleotides. Its product is annotated as low molecular weight phosphotyrosine protein phosphatase-like. Gene Ontology annotation, molecular function: protein tyrosine phosphatase activity. The transcript is spliced from 4 exons. Gene Ontology annotation, biological process: protein dephosphorylation. The record is from RefSeq and is a predicted model, not a curated record. NCBI's taxonomy places the organism in Eukaryota, Metazoa, Arthropoda, Insecta, Diptera, Muscidae. The coding region runs from base 1 to 558 and encodes 185 amino acids.
AUGGGACGCCUUAGAAUCUUAUUUAUCUGCAUUGGCAACACUUGCCGUUCUCCGAUGGCCGAGGGUAUUCUCAAACAUUUAGCUCUGAAAAAUCAGCUUGACUGGAUUAUUGAUAGUGCUGCUCUACGAUCGUGGAAUGUUGGUCGCAAACCAGAGGAACGUUGUUUAAAAGUACUCGAUGAUCAUGGUAUAAAACUAAAACAUUAUGGGCGAAUGAUAACUAUGGAAGAUUUUGAAAAAUUUGAUUAUAUUCUCGGCAUGGAUGAGAGUAAUCUAAAUGAACUCCAAGUGAUGGCUGAUAUGGCGGGUAAAAAAUGUCGAGCUAAAGUUGGACUGUUGGGGACCUAUUUGGAUAAUUAUGAAAUGGAAAUUAUUAAGGAUCCAUAUUUUAGCAAGGGUAUGUCGGCAUUCUGCAGUACUUUCGAUCAAGUCUAUGAAAGUUGUUUAAAGUUGAUUGAAAAACAUCGAUUUGAUAAUGUGGAACACGAAGACGAUGAUGAUAAUGGUGAAACAAAGGAGGUACCGCAGGAGGGCCCCAAAGAAGUGGCGAGUGUAUGA